Messenger RNA from Solanum stenotomum, 1447 nucleotides. Its product is annotated as transcription factor RF2b-like. The coding region runs from base 38 to 1045 and encodes 335 amino acids. The transcript has 4 exons. Gene Ontology annotation, cellular component: nucleus. Gene Ontology annotation, molecular function: DNA-binding transcription factor activity. Gene Ontology annotation, biological process: regulation of DNA-templated transcription. Lineage: Eukaryota; Viridiplantae; Streptophyta; Magnoliopsida; Solanales; Solanaceae. The record is from RefSeq and is a predicted model, not a curated record.
ACUUCAUUUUUUCUGAGCUUUCUCUCUUCACUCGAAAAUGCAAGAUCCAUCAAAUCCAAAUUCCAUCAAGUUGCCGACGACAACGUCUUUUUCAGCUGCAUUCCGUCCAUCUCACCACCGACGAGCUCACUCGGAGGUGAAUUUCUGGUUGCCGGAGGAUCUAGAUCUGGUGUCCGACCCAUUCGAUGCACCUGCCGGAAGUUUCGAGGAGAUCGGGUCGGAGGAUGAUUUCUUCUCUACUUAUAUGGAUAUUGAGAAGCUCGCCGGUGGAUCUAAUCCCACUGAUAUCGAUGCUGCUGCUGAUGGGGAGAAGAGGCCACGUCAUAGGCAUAGUAAUUCUGUCGAUAGUUCAAGUUUGUUGAUGACUGAGAGUAUUGAAGCUAAGAAAGCUAUGGCUCCUGAUAAAUUGGCUGAGCUAUGGACUAUUGAUCCAAAACGUGCCAAAAGGAUUUUGGCGAAUCGGCAGUCUGCUGCUCGUUCUAAAGAGAGAAAGGCCCGUUAUAUAUCUGAACUUGAGAGAAAAGUUCAGACCCUUCAAGCAGAAGCGACCACUCUUUCUACACAACUGACCCUUUUCCAGAGGGAUACAACUGGGCUAACUAAUGAGAAUACAGAGCUUAAGCUCCGGUUGCAAGCAAUGGAACAACAAGCUCAAUUACGUGAUGCUCUGAACGAAGCACUGAAACAGGAAGUUGAAAGACUUAAAAUAGCUACAGGGCAGAUAUCAGCUUCCUCAGAUGCAUACAAUUCAGGAAUGCAGCAAAUUCAAUAUAACCGACCAGCAUUCUUUCCUCAUCAGCCGCAUCCAGGGUCAAGCAAAUCACAGAACAUACAGAUGCCACAGUUUCACCACCUCCAGGGCAGCAUGUCUAAUCCGUGUCACCCUCUACUUUCGGGCAGCGCACAGGCUCUGGCAGACGCAACGCAACAAGAUCCCCUCGGUCGUUUUCAGGGUCUUGAUAUUAGUAGCAGGGGUUCUCAUCUUAUAAAGAGUGAAGCCCCCUCCAUUUCCACCAGUGAAACCAGCAGUACAUAUUCUAAUUGAGUUGCCAAUUUGUGCAUUACCCUCCCAACCAUAUUUAUUAAACUGUCCAUAGGCUGACACGUGUUACUAAACCGUAGGAACUUCAUUAUUCUUAAAUUUUUUUUGAUUAGUUAUUUGUCCCAUUAGACUCGAGUUUAGGUUUAACAGGUCAUGAGAUAUUUCUGUUUCUGUUCAGUUUCCUUUCUUAAUCUGAACCAGACCUUGUGAUUUAUUCAUGUAAAGCUUAUAGGAAGGUUGUCCACUGUCACCACUUCUCGGUGUUGCAGUGUCAUUGUCUUUGUGUUGUUGCAUUUUUUAGUGUGUGAACUACUUCACUCUAGUCUUGAAUAACUAAUUAUGGCUCCAUAAGUUGUACUGAUAAAUUAUUUCAUUGUAUUAGUUGUAAACUUCCCCUGUUUCUUA